AUGCCCUCUCCAUCUUCAUCUUCAUCUUCUUCUUCGUGUUCGACCGCAGUGCUCCCGCAGGCCAGUCUCGAACAGUAUUUGAGGAGCCGAGCAGAAAGGAAUCAGCGGACUCCCAAAUGUGCCCGCUGCAGGAAUCACGGCACCGUUUCGGCGUUGAAAGGUUGGCCUGGACGAUUUUUAUGUAGCGUUUUAGUGGGGGAACGAGGGAAUUCGGGUGCAUGAGGACGUGGUGAAACUGGAAAGUUUUGUUUUCGAAACAAGCGUAGGAAGUAGUAAUCUCUUGCGUUUAUUGUGAUGAAAGACAACGCGAAAAUGAGUUUAGAGUGACUCAUAAUCACGUUAUCCGAUUCAAGCCAAAGGUGGAUAUCGACUGUUAAAUUUUAGAGUCUCUCACCUUUGAAAUGUAACUGAAACAGCAAUGUAGUUACUACUUUGAAACGAGUCUCGAUUAGUCAGAAUUAGCAAAAAAAAAUUUCGAGGGCUUCCAUUCUGCGCAGACAUUCUUGCUGUUUCAUUGACAACACAUAGUUGACUACAGUUCUUCACCGCCUGUUUUCAAGGCAUUUUGCACAGCUGUCUGUAGAGAUAUCAAAAAGUGGUAAACUGAUAAAAUGUUCACAAUUUCUUAACCAACAAUUUAUCGGUUGACGACUUUUUGAUAGCUCAACACGCAGUUGAAAUAUAUCGUCUUGAAUAAACAAUACAUAGGACUUUCGGUUUUUUCGAUAUAUCUUCAGAAAUCGAACAUAGGCACCUCUGAUUUUUUGAUAAGAGUUCAAUUUUACUGGGUUCUUCAAAAUGAGCCAGGUCAAAGGUAAAUGUAAGGUUUCUGAGAGAAGUUACAGUUUCACAAUUUCCACUCCUCCGUAUGCUUUGCCGGUUCGUUAAUCAGAAAACCGCACUACUUCCCCGGAAAAUGUGUCCAAACUGAAACAGUAUUCAUCAAUUCAACUCAUUUUCUAUUCAAAUAUCACUGACGUUCAAUUUGACUCCUGAAAUGUCUGCCAGUUUGACACGAUUUCAACUGUAUUAUUUUCUUCAAAACGAACCAAGUUUCAGUGGAAAGUUAGCGCUUUACCGUUCAGACGGCCUGUGCUAUCUAUGAAGUUGUGACGAAACGAGAGAUGUGUGAUUUCAGGUCACAAACGUUUCUGUCGUUGGAAAGAUUGCAUGUGUGCAAAGUGUACUCUGAUAGCCGAAAGACAGCGUGUGAUGGCCGCCCAAGUGGCCCUCCGUCGGCAGCAAUCUCAAGAGGAGAAGGACGCGCGGGACCUGGAAUUACUGCUCGGCACCACUGGAAAUGGUAGGCUUUUUUCUCGUUUUUUUUUUCUGAAAAAUCCGCGCGAUCGCAUCAGCUUCAUUUUGUGAUGAGCAAAAACGCGUUUUCCCGAUGCAAAUAGUGGUAACAGUAGCUGAUGAGGUGUUCUUCUUUUAUGCCAUAAGCAUUGGGUAAUAUGAGCCUAAUGUGACACCUUCGUGCUACUUGUUACUCUUCUAAUAGUUCGCUCCGGGUCAUGUUUGUAUGCUCCUCGUCCUCUUCCAUUGUUCUCUCUUUCUCUCGCUCUCUCGCUCUCGUUCCGACUCUCUCUCUCUCCGUUUGCAGCAAAUGAACUCCUGGACAUUCUGCGCAGGGAUUCUGGAGACCAACAGCCUCAGAAUUUGGUGGCCGUCUCGCCGAAAACGCACAACAACAACAAUUCGGGUGAGUCGGGCGAGAGCGCGCUCUUCGCCGCACACACACCCACACACUACAUGUCAUCGCCUCGGAGAGCGCGAGAGAACGGCAGCACGAUGGCCGAGUGGUUAAGGCGUUGGACUUAAGUUCCAAUGGAAGACAAUUCCUCGUGGGUUCGAACCCCACUCGUGCUAGUAUCGCUUUUUGCUGUGCGCUCUUCUCGCCAGGUGCUCGCUCGCCACUAAUCCGGUAACGGUUGUGUAGAGUGAAGCAGCACCUGAUUGCGCAAGUCAAUUAGUGUGAGCACUGUAGUGGAGGGCAGGUGUGAACGAGGAUAAGCAAAUCGCUCACAAUAUUGAUGGGAUUAGUGGAAAAGUCAAUUAACCGUUCCUGACCUUUCUAACGCGUUUUUAACCUUUUAGAUGGAAAAGAGGAAGACCUCGUGGGGAUGCGAAGCUCGCCGAGCUCUCCAACGGGCUCCGAGAAGCUCGGGAGCACUUCCACGUCUCCGCCGGCCGCCGCUGAUGCCAAUCCGGUGGCGCCGCUUCCGGGCGGAUCGGUAUUCCGCGCGAAUGGAUUCCCGCCAAUGCAACUCUUCGGACCAAUGAUGUACAAUCGACAGUUUAUGCGGAUGCCAAGUGAGUUUUUUGUUUUGAGUAUUCCGCCCCAAAGUGCUCUCAAUCCAACUUUCAGUGUUUCCAGUCAUGCCGCACUUUGCGUUCGGCACGCCCGCAGCAAUUCCGGACUUUGCCUCGGCGGCCAGUCUCGCCGCCCCCGCGCCCUUUUUCAAUGCCACGUCAUCCGCCGGCACAUCAGGCACCAUCUUCCCGCAAACCGCGCCGCUCGACUGCAGCCAGAUUCUGAAGGGCGACGAGGCGGAGGAGGAGAAUCGCAAAAACGAGACCGUCUAA
Caenorhabditis sp. 36 PRJEB53466 is the source of this 2586-nucleotide messenger RNA. NCBI's taxonomy places the organism in Eukaryota, Metazoa, Nematoda, Chromadorea, Rhabditida, Rhabditidae. The record is from the annotation of a GenBank genome assembly.